AUGGAAGAAAAUCGCGUGAGUUUUCGACACAUUCAAUUCUUAGUUGACGAUUACAAGGCGUCUCUGACGCUUCGGCCUUUGUCACGUGCUGGAUUGGGAAUCACGAUCAACCCUGCCCUGACAAAGAAUCACUAUGGAGACUCCAAUAUCCGCUCGCUUAUUUAUGUGUCAUUUUAUUCCCCCCGACUUACUACCGCUUCUGACUCCGAUCGCUGUACAAGGCGCUCUGCAAAAAUGUCGCAUUAA
Molecule: messenger RNA, 246 nt
Organism: Plasmopara halstedii
Lineage: Eukaryota; Oomycota; Peronosporomycetes; Peronosporales; Peronosporaceae
Exons: 2
Coding region: 1-246 (81 amino acids)
Source: RefSeq, a predicted model, not a curated record